AUGUGGGCUUUCUUCCACCGUCGCAUCUCACCUGCUUCCGUCAACUUUGUCUCCAGAUUGACUAAACAUCGAGUGCACAGUGGGUUUCGCAGCUGGUCACGUCAGGACUCACCACCCCUUAUCAGGUAUAGCUGCCCUGUCUCGAUUUCUCAAUACAACCCCUCCUUUACAAGAGAAGCGUCGUCUCUUUGGGCAUUCGCUGUUUCUGCUGUUAUUAUAUUCGGUGGCUUGGGAUUCCGUCACAUCUACUGGAACUCGGACAAACAGAGCAUCACUACUCUAACCCCUGCUCUAGACAGCUUCACUGUUGAAGAAACAACUGAACAAGGUAAAGAAAUGGCUACAUAUGUAGCACCUACUGGGCACGUUGGCAACCUUACAGAGGAAGAGGAAGCGAAACUCAGAGAGUUUUGGGUGAUCCUUUUUAAAAUAUUCAAUAUAGGCAAUGAUGAGUUGAAGGGGUGGACGGAUAAUUUGUCGUUUCUUCAGAAAGCGACCAGUGCAAUUGAGAACGCGUCAGAUAAGGCAUCCGUGACGGAGAAUAAGAAGACUACGACAAAGAAACGAUUCGGACUCUUUUGCAGAUCUACUGAAACUGCAGGAGAGGAAGCAGCUCCGAGCGGUAACAGCCAAGCCAAUGCGUCCGAUGAAGACGAUAAAUAUGGGCUAAACAAGGAGUUCUUUUCUGCGUUAUCAAGUCAAUCUCCAGAGGAACUACGGCUUGCAUUCUGGAAUACGAUUAAGCAUGACCACCCCGAUGGGCUAUUACUUCGAUUUCUCCGUGCUAGGAAGUGGGAUGUCAACAAAGCUUUGGUGAUGUUGGUUUCUACGCUAAAAUGGAGAACCAAGGAGUGGCACAUAGACGAAGAUAUUAUGUUUAAGGGUGAAGCUGCGAUCCACGAUAACAACAACAACAACAAUAGUGAUGACGCCACCAAGAAGGAGGCGCAAGAUAUGCUCCAGAUGCUUCGUAUUGGAGAGGCUUAUAUUCGCGGCAAGGAUAAAACAGGGAGGCCGAUUUGCUACAUUAGAGUCCGCCUGCAUCGUAUUGGCGCCUAUUGCCAGUCUGCUAUAGAGAAGAACAUUAUAUUCCAAAUAGAGACUUCUCGUCUCAUGUUAGACGCUAAGACAGAUACUGCUGUCAUCGUCUUCGAUAUGACUGAUUUUGGUCUGGCAAAUAUGGACACUAUACCUGUUAAAUUCAUCAUUAAAUGCUUUGAAGCCAACUACCCUGAAAGUCUCGGUGCCAUUCUGGUGCACAAAUCACCAUGGAUAUUCUCCAGUUUCUGGUCUAUUAUCAAAGGCUGGUUGGAUCCCGUAGUGGCAUCGAAGGUCCACUUCACAUCGAAUUAUCAGGAACUUGAGAAAUUCAUCGCCAAGGACGCCAUCCCCAAAGCACUUGGCGGCAAUGACAACUACGAGUACGAGUACUUGGAGCCUAAGGCAGGGGAGAACGAAAAGCUAAAGGAUACCACUAAAACCGCCGAACUCAAGAGAGAAAGAUAUAAGAUCAUCGACGAGUUCCAAAACGCAACUAUAUUAUGGCUAAAUGCUGCAGAUAAAGGCGAAGAGAUCAAGAAGCAGAGACAAGAUAUCGCCUCGAGGCUGAGUGAUUUCUACUGGAAGCUUGAUCCAUACAUCCGAGCGCGUUCCAUCUAUGAUCGUAUUAGGGACGCUGAAGCGGCAGCAGACGCUAAGAACCCUAGAACGGGAACCCCCGCAAAUACAGGACAGUCUCCAGUCUCGGAAAAGCAGGAGAGCCCAGAGUCUCCGAAGUCACAAACACAAAUUGUGCCAGUCCAGCCUAUAGCUGCGACUGCUGCUGCCGCUUCCAAUUAG
This is a messenger RNA of Paracoccidioides brasiliensis Pb18, 1839 nucleotides long. RefSeq lists its product as uncharacterized. The coding region runs from base 1 to 1839 and encodes 612 amino acids. The record is from RefSeq and is a predicted model, not a curated record. The transcript is spliced from 4 exons.